Molecule: messenger RNA, 846 nt
Organism: Elgaria multicarinata webbii
Lineage: Eukaryota; Metazoa; Chordata; Lepidosauria; Squamata; Anguidae
Product: zinc finger protein RFP-like
Exons: 4
Coding region: 16-819 (267 amino acids)
Biological process (GO): innate immune response; regulation of gene expression; protein ubiquitination
Cellular component (GO): cytoplasm
Molecular function (GO): ubiquitin protein ligase activity; zinc ion binding
Source: RefSeq, a predicted model, not a curated record
CUGCAGGCAGACACAAUGGCAGACGAGAGUCCAGUCCAGAAUCUCUGUGAUGAAACAAUGUGUCCCAUCUGCCUGGAGUAUUUCAAAGAUCCGGUGAUCAUCGACUGUGGACACAUUUUCUGCCAGGCCUGCAUCAUCCAGUGCUGGAAAGAGCCUGACAAAGAUGCUUUGUGCCCUCAGUGCAGGGAACCUUGUCAGCAAAGGAGCUUCAGGCCAAACCGGCAACUGGCGAAUAUUGUAGCAAUAGCCAAGCAAUUCAGUCUUCAGAUGGCCAAAGGGGCAGAAGCGUUGGGACGAGUCUGUGAGAUACAUCUGGAGCCCCUGAAACUUUUCUGCAAAAACGACCAAGCUCUCAUCUGUGUGGUUUGUGACAAAUCCAAAGAGCACAGGGAGCACAAGGUGAUUCCUAAGGAGGAGGCUUUUGAAGAAUACAGGGGAAAAAUUCUGAGUCAUUUGAAGUUUCUGAAGGAGAAGAAAGAAAAUUGUCUCUCUUCUAUAAAGAGUGGGGAAACUGAAAGCAAUGAUCUGCUGGAGAGGACAGAAAAUGAGAGGCAAAAAAUUGUGGCCAAAUUUAAGCAACUCCGUAAAUUUCUGGAACAACAAGAGAACCUCCUGCUAGCUAAACUGAAAGAUCUGGAUGAUAAGAUCAGCUACAUCAAAAAGCUACACCUUGCCGAACUCUCUGAUGACAUUUCCUCCAUAGAACAAAAGAUCAAGGAGUUGGAGGAGAAACAGAAGCAGCCAGCAAAUGAAAUCUUGCAGGACAUCAAAGAUACCUUAUCAAGGUAUGUUAUGCUGGAACCAGUGGGCUGCAUGUGAAUGGAAGUCAUGGAGGGAAAUUAUAGG